Molecule: messenger RNA, 6578 nt
Organism: Vigna angularis (adzuki bean)
Lineage: Eukaryota; Viridiplantae; Streptophyta; Magnoliopsida; Fabales; Fabaceae
Exons: 2
Coding region: 1293-3545 (750 amino acids)
Biological process (GO): proteolysis
Molecular function (GO): aspartic-type endopeptidase activity
Source: RefSeq, a predicted model, not a curated record
UCCAGACGCUUGAAAGUUGAAAUUUUUAAGAAAUAAGAGUUUCUUUUUAAUCUAUAUGAAAAUAAUAUCAAACCAAAUUAACGAACAAUAUGGAAAAUGCAUUUCUCUUUAGUCUUUCAUUUAUCUAGAGAACGAGAGUGAUAACGGUAAUUUUUACCAUUAUCUUUGAACCAAUUUUCGUACCAAAUCGACCCUUUUGAAGCUUGAAACAUGUUUAACCCUCCCUUUUUAUCUAAGUCUGUGAAUAAGUCUAGUUUAAGCUUUACAUACAAGUUUUCUUCAUUAAUUCCUCGAAUUUGUAGGCAAUUUGCAAGUUGUUGGAGAAGUAUCAUAAUUAUCAAGAAAGGGAGCCUAGGAAAAGAUACAAAAGCAGGAUCUGAAGAAGCAGGGAAGGAAAUUCGCGCCUGGGCGCCAUAGAAGAAGGGGGUUGGGCGCAAAUUUCUGCGCAAGCCUCGCGCCCGGGCGCAACCAAGAGGGCCCUGGGCGCAACUUAAUGCGAGAAGCUCGCGCCCGGGCGCGACAUAGGGGGCGCCCGGGCGCGACAUAGGGGGCGCCCGGGCGCGACUUUCUGCGAGAGUUUCGCGCCCGAGCGCGACUGAGGAGGGGCGCCGGGCGCGAUAAUUGCUGACCUGGAACCCUAGACCUAUUUAAAGCAUUCUGAAACUCAGGGUAACAUCUUCUUGGCGGCUGAAGCUUGGAACACCAUAUUUGGACUUCAGGGAGCUGGUUUUGGGCAGUGGGAACUCUCCAUUCUUCCUCCUUGGAUCCGCAUUCUUUCAUUUUUCUCCAUUGUAAGCUCAAGUUCUCCAUGACUAUGGAGAACUAAUUUCAAUUUGUUGGGGAAUGAUGUAAUUACGAAACUUUCAUGUAAAUGCACUUGAGUUUUAAUGAAUUUAAGCUUCUUUCAUUUGAUUGUGAGUGUUUAAUUUCCUUCUCUUAAAGCUUGUUGUGACUUGAUCAACCAUAGCAUGAUUCUUAGAUCUGCUUGAUAUUGGGAAAUAUUUUGUGGAUGUUGAACUGGAAUUAACACCUAUAGGAGAUUGUAUCUAGGGAUAGAGCUUGAUUCUGUAGUUGUUUAGAGCCUCUAAUUGUAAUGCAGAUGAACUUUCUAAGUUACCAAGGGAUUGGGACUGCAAAAAUUGGCGCCGUUGCCGGGGACUCGGUGUUAAUACUUUACUUGUGUAAUUCUUAACCAACUUAGGCUUUAGUCUUAUAUUCUUUAUACUAAGAAUAAAUUUGUUUUUAUUGUUCUUAAAGCUGACCUUGUGCUCUAGUAUUGUUGUCUUUAGUGAAUGCAGAGAAAAAUUCGUACUAGAAGCACAUCAUCAUCUGAACCUCUUCUAUUGGAUCUUGAAGUUGAAAAGACAGCAAGAAGAAACAAUAGCCAAAGAAGGAGAGAAAACAGGACAUCAAGAGACAUUUCUCCCACACCUGUAAUCUCUGAGCGACCAAACUCUCCCACAGCUAAUCAGGAAAUGGGGGAUAUGGCUGACAACAUGAAUGAUAACGGUGAUAGACAAGCAAGGCGCACAUUGGAAGACUACUCUACUUUCGCAGGGCCACUCCACUUUAAUAGCAUUGCUCGACCACGGGUAAAUGUUGUGAACAUGGAAAUGAAGCCAGCCCUCAUCCAUCUGGUGCAGAGUAAUCAGUUCAAUGGCCUAUCACACGAGAAUCCUUAUAAUCAUUUGGCAACUUUCUUGGAAAUUUGCAACACUGUAAAAAUCCAUCAAGUGCCAGAUGAGGCAAUAAGGCUCAGCUUAUUUCCAUUCUCCUUGGGAGGUAAUGCUAAGAUGUGGCUGAACUCUUUCCCUGAAAAUAGUUUUAGUACUUGGGAGGAUGUUGUGGCAAAAUUCCUCAACAAAUUCUUUCCACAGUCCAAGGUUAACAAGGGGAAACAGGAGAUUUCAUCUUUUGAACAGGAUGUCAAUGAGACUUUGAGUCAAGCCUGGGACAGAUUCAAAGGUCUACUGAGAAAGACACCCACUCAUGGGUUUGAUGAGCCUACCGUUCUCAAUAUGUUUUUGGGAGGAUUGAGAUCCCAAACCAAACUGAUGUUGGAUGCCUCAGCUGGAGGAAAUAUUAGAUGGAAGACACCUGAAGAAGCCCAUGAGCUAAUAGAAAACAUGGCUACAAAUGACAGUGAAAUGCAGAAUGAAAGGGCUCAACAAAAGGGCGUUUUUCAACUACAAUCUCAGGACGCCUUAUUAGCUCAAAACAAGAUAAUGACCCAACAGCUUGAAGCGCUCAUGAACAAACUCUAUCAAUUGCCAAAAGAGCUCCAGAAUGUGUCACAAGCCCAACAUCAAGGGUGUGAAUUGUGUGGAGGAGAACAUGCUAAUGGUCAUUGUGCUAUGCAGGUCAAUACCCAAGAAGAUGUGAACUAUAUGGGUAAUCAGAACCGCCAAAAUCACUAUAAUCAAGGAUGGAGACCGCACCCAAGCAUGGGCCAAGGACAAGCUGGACCCUCAAACAGACCACCACAACAAUACCAACCGCACCCCUCUCUAUCAGACAGGACCUCUAAAUUGGAGGACACUCUUCAACAAUUCAUGCAAGUAUCCAUCUCCAACCAUAAAAGCACAGAAGCAUCCAUAAGGAAUUUGAAGAUACAAGUUGGCCAACUGGCCAAGAAGCUAGAAGAAAAACCUGAUAAGUGUUUUGGAGCCAAUACUGAAGCCAACCCAAAGGAGGAGUGCAAGGCAAUCACUACAAGAAGUGGUAAGUUGCUAGUGAGUGGGGAGAAAAAGAAUUCAGAAGAGAGUGAUGAAAGAAAAGAUGAAAAUGAGACAAAGAGUGAGAAUAGAAGAGAAGAAGAGAAUGAGAGAAAAGAAAAAGACAGUAGUGUCAGUAGAGAGAAAGAAAAAGAUGAAGAGGAUGAGAGAAGAAAAAGAAAAGAAAGAGAAGUUGAGAAGCCUCUUCCCUAUCCACAAAUAUACUCAAGAAAGGAUAAAGAAAAGAAGUUUGGGCGGUUCAUGGAUAUCUUCAAGCAAUUGGAGAUAAAAAUACCAUUUUCAGAAGCACUACAACAAAUGCCAGUCUAUGCAAAAUUCAUGAAGGAACUCCUCACUAAAAAGAGGAAAUACAUUGAGGAAGAGACCAUUGAGGUACAAGGCAACUGCACUGCCAUUAUCCAAAAGCUUCUCCCUCCUAAAUUCAAGGAUCCCGGUAGCUUCACCAUUCCCUGCACUAUAGGUAAGCUAGCUAUUGGAAAAGCAUUGAUUGAUUUGGGUGCAAGGAUUAAUUUGAUGCCUUUCUCUUUAUUUGAGAAGAUUGGAGAGCUUGAACUCAAACCUACUCGGAUGAGCCUACAAUUGGCGGACAGAUCCAUCAAGUAUCCACUUGGUGUAGUGGAGGAUGUUCUUGUACGAGUAGAUAAAUUUGUGUUUCCAGUAGAUUUCGUUAUCAUGGAAAUGGAGGCGGAUGUGGAGGUACCGCUCAUUCUUGGAAGGCCAUUUAUGAAGACGGCAAGAGUACUCAUUGAUGUUGAUGAUGGUAAGCUCAAGGUGAGGGUGGAAGAUGAAGGUGAAUUUCAAUGUUUUUGAAGCAAUGUCUCAUCCCACUGAUGAGGGAGCUUGUUUUCAAGUUGAUGUGCUUGACGAAGCCUGCAUAACUGUGGAAAGGGAAAUACAUGUAUCAUCCCCACUUAUAAAAACCCUCAUAGAUGCACGUGAAUCUCUCAAUGAAGAAGAAGAGAGAAUGAUUGAAGAACGUUUAACAGAUUUGGAUGUGCUGAAGGAGAUCCCAUCUCAUGAGGUGCAGAUUGAAGAUAUGAAGGCUGAUGUCAUAUUGGAAGAGAAGAAACUAGAACUAAAAAUAUUACCCUCUCAUCUAAAGUAUGUUUUUCUAGAUGAGGGCAACAACAGGCCUGUGAUUAUCAGCAGCUCCUUAUCAUCUGCUGAAGAGAAGAAGUUGAUUGAAGUUUUAAAAAGAAAUAAAGGAGCUGUAGGAUGGUCUAUUUCUGAUUUAAAGGGGAUAAGUCCAACCUAUUGCAUGCACCGCAUUUUCAUGGAAGAUGAUUUUAAACCAGCAACUCAACCUCAAAGAAGGCUAAAUCCAGUCAUGAAAGAGGAGGUGAGAAAAGAGGUUCUCAAGGCAGGGAUCAUUUAUCCUAUCUCUGAUAGCACAUGGGUAAGUCCUGUGCAAGUGGUGCCCAAGAAGGGUGGCAUGACAGUUAUCUGUAAUGAGAAAAAUGAGCUUAUACCUACACGAACUGUCACCGGUUGGAGAAUGUGCAUUGACUACCGGAAGUUAAAUACUGGAGAGAUUAGCAGGGCAAGCUUUCUAUUGCUUCUUGGACGGUUAUUCUGGUUAUAAUCAAAUAGCUGUUGAUCCAAAAGAUCAAGAAAAGACCGCAUUCACGUGCCCCUUCGGUAUAUUCGCUUAUAGAAAGAUGCCUUUUGGGCUUUGCAAUGCCCCCGCCACUUUUCAAAGAUGUAUGCAAGGUAUAUUCUCUGAUUUUGUGGAGAAAUGUAUAGAAGUCUUCGUGGACGACUUCUCUGUGUUUGGAAGCUCAUUUGAUCUAUGUCUGGCAAAUUUGGAAACAGUUUUGAAGAGAUGCAUCCAAACCAACCUCAUCCUUAAUUGGGAAAAAUGUCACUUCAUGGUGACUGAAGGGAUUGUUUUGGGACAUAAAAUUUCAUCCAAAGGAAUUGAAGUGGACAUAGCUAAAGUGGAAAUCAUUGAAAAGUGUUGAAAUAUAUUGUAUUGUAUAAUUGUACUGUAAGACUUUACUGUUGUGUGCUGGUCUACUUGCUCCUUACAUAGGACAUUUGGUGUAAUAGAAAGAUAACACAAUGGAAUAAUACUUCUAUCUUUAUAUUUUCUCUCUCCAAAUUUAACAUGGUAUCCAGAGCAGGUUAGGGUUUGCAGCCACCCAUUGUCGUUGCUUCCGCUUCCGUCGCCGCUCCGUCUCCGCCGCCGCCAUCGCAGCCUUUUCUCCGGCGGAGUUAGGGGUUCGGUGCGCCUCGAAGAGCGCGACCCAUCCCCGGUGGUCGCCACCGCAUAUUCUUCUCGACGCGCCGUCACGCGCCGAUUCUGUGCGGUCUCUCUCGGGCGCGUGGGAUUCACGCGCCGCCUCUCCCGUGUCAGAACUUCACCGCGCCACCGCCGGUCGGUUCGCCUCCGUCCCCUGAGUCUAUUGUGGUCACUGAUUUUCUGCUCCGUUGAGGUUUGCUCCGUUUAGGGUUUCUUCCCACAAUCUUUGCUCCGUUAAGGUGUUUUCCUCUUUUUCUGGUUUGGUUUUACGAUGGCUGGUCUUGGAACACUGCCUCUCUCUGCCACUCCAACCAUUACUUCUGCAAAACUCAGUUGGAAAAACUAUCUAUCUUGGUCUUCUUCUGUGGAGUUAUGGUUUCUUGGUCAAGGACACCAUGACCAUCUUGAACAAGAUGUUUCCACCGUUCCUGAAGAAGAAAAAUCUCAAUGGCAGAAACUUGAUUUCCAACUAUGUGCUGUCCUAUGGCAAUCUGUUGAACCAGAAGUCUUAGAAAUUUUAAGACCUUACAAAACGUGUUCCUCCUUUUGGAGAAAAGCUCAAGAUAUCUUUGCUAACGAUGUACAACGCCUCUUUGAUGCAACUCAAAGAGUGACUUCUCUCAAACAGAACAAUCAUGAUAUGGUUACUUACAUAGGAACGGCCCGUGCUGCUGUAGAAGAAUUGAAGAAUUUCUUUGUGGCUGAUUCUUUAGAAGGCCUAAACAAGAAGCUUGAUAAGUUUUACAUGGUCUUAAUUUUAAGAGGUCUACAUUCAGAUUUUGGUCAUGUUCGUGAUCAAAUGUUGGCUGGUGAUCAAGUUCCAUCAAUGGACAGCUUAGUUACUCGACUUCUUCGGGUACCUUCAUUAGUUAAAGAUGAAAGUUCAAUUAGUGGUAUUGAAACAUCAGCCAUGGUAGCACCACAAGGAAGAGGAGGAGGCAGAGGCAACCGAGGAGGACGUGGUGGCCGUGGUAUGCCUCCUCAGUGCACAUAUUGUAAGAGGAUAGGCCAUACUCGAGAAAAAUGUUAUGCCUUACAUGGAUAUCCAGACAAGGGUGUUCAUGUUUUGAAAUCUGAUGAACCCAAAAUUUCGAAUGAAGAGUAUCAAGAAUUUUUGAAGUAUAAAUCUGGAAAAUCUUCUAAUCCUGACCAAUCCUCUUCCAUGUCCAGUGCGUCAACUGCCGGUAUGUCUCAAUCUGUGGAAGGUCACAAUCCAUGGAUCCUUGACUCAGGUGCCUCUGACCAUAUCUCUGGAACAUGGUACGGGUCGCCUGAUUGGAGAAGGACAUGAGUCUCGAGGACUUUAUUUUUUGAAACAUAGCUCUCCAGCUUCCUGUUUUACCACUUCAUCCCCAAAACUUUUGCAUGAUCGGUUGGGCCAUCCAAGUUUAUUCAAGUUGAAGAUGAUGGUUCCAAGUCUCAAGAACAUUCAAGUCUUAGAUUGUGAGUCGUGUCAAUUAGGAAAACAUGUUAGAUCUUCUCAUCCUAAAAAGUCUGAGACAUUAUGUAAUUCUCCUUUCUCAACUAUUCACUCUGAUAUUUGGGGACCAAGUCGUGUUACUUCUUUUGGUUUUAACUAUUUUGUCACUUUCAUUGAUGAA